AUGUCUCAAAAGGGCAGGUCUGGAAAAUUCAGUUCUGGUUGUGGUAGACCGCUGUGGUUCGUUCCCGAAGGGACUGAAGUGAACAGCCGAAACUGUGUGGACCUUUUGAAGGAUAAACUGCUCUCUUCGGCUAAUUCUCACAUUGGGAACCGCUUUUGGACCUUCCAGCAGGAUGGAGCCCCGCUCACAGGUCGACUACGGUGCAAGAGUGGUGCGAGAAAACUUCCCAACGUAAUCGUCUAUAACGAGUGGCCGGCUUGCUCUCCGGACCUAAAUCCCAUGGAUUACAGUGUGGGUCGUUCCGGAGGCAGAGGCUUGCUCGAAACCUCAUCGCUCUGUGGAUUCGCUGAACAGGGCUCUUGA
This is a messenger RNA of Haemonchus placei, 363 nucleotides long. The record is from the annotation of a GenBank genome assembly. Lineage: Eukaryota; Metazoa; Nematoda; Chromadorea; Rhabditida; Trichostrongylidae.